Messenger RNA from Aethina tumida (small hive beetle), 3464 nucleotides. It is a transcript of the gene Vav, whose product is annotated as protein vav. NCBI's taxonomy places the organism in Eukaryota, Metazoa, Arthropoda, Insecta, Coleoptera, Nitidulidae. Gene Ontology annotation, biological process: cell migration; regulation of GTPase activity. The transcript is spliced from 12 exons. The coding region runs from base 227 to 2695 and encodes 822 amino acids. The record is from RefSeq and is a predicted model, not a curated record. Gene Ontology annotation, molecular function: guanyl-nucleotide exchange factor activity; protein binding. Gene Ontology annotation, cellular component: cytoplasm.
CAAUCUUUCUGCACAACCGAGUCUUAAAUAAAUAACUAAUAUUAAAUAUAAUUGAAAUUAUUUAAAGUAACAUCUUAGUUACAAACUUACAGAAUUGUUUCCUCCUCCACUCCACGCCCUCUAUAAUUUUUCCUGGUAUAAGUGUUUUCCUGCUUGUUUUGAUAACAUGAAACAUAAUGUAUUUUUUACACAUAUCACAAUAAAUUAACAAGGUGCCACUUUAAAAAUGGCUUUCGCCUAUAAUUUAGAGGCAAAUGACGAGCUGUGGCGAGAAUGUGCCCAGUGGUUGACACAAUGGGAGCUAAUAAGACCAGACCACAGAGUAAAUCUUCCAGACUCCAGGAUUAACCACUUCGCUAACAUCCUUCGUGAUGGAGUGUUGCUGUGUAAAUUGCUUAACAAAAUUGACCCAGGAUGUAUUGAUAUGAAAAGUAUUAAUCUGAAACCAACAAUGGCUAGAUUUUUGUGUAUACGCAACAUAAGAACAUUUCUACAAACUUGCCAAAGUAGUUUUAAUUUAAAACAGAAUGAUUUGUUUGAUGAGGCAAUGCUAUUUGACUUGACCAACUUCCAUAAGGUGCUUUGCACACUAUCAAAAGUCUCCUUGCAUCCCAAGGCCCUUAGGACAAAUAUCAGGGGAUUUAAUGUGCAAAAGGAGAACACAAGAGAAGAAGAUGAAAUCUAUCAGAGUCUACAAACUGAAGUGCUACCACUAGGAAUGUCGCGGGCUGCGUCAGGUGGUAUAGGCGGAUGUGGUACGUCCGAACGUAACGGCUGGCUACAGUUUACAAUCCCUUGCAACUUAUCGGAGGAGCGGGAGGAGCAGGCCUACGAAGACCUGUGCUAUGUAACGAUCUCGGCUGAGCUCUACGAUGAGCAAACCCACACAUAUGAGAAACGAGAUUUUGUUAUCAACGAACUACUUGACACCGAGAAGAAUUAUGUGGAAGUACUGACGAAUCUCAAGAAGAAUUUCAUGAUCCCUCUUUAUCAAUAUUUGAACGACGAUGACAUGCGCACUAUUUUUUGCAACAUUGAAGAACUGCACGAGAUACAUUCUGCCUUCUACUCAGAACUGGUCCAGAUUAGAAAUCCAACACCAGGCACACAACCGCCAAAAUUAUCCAGCAUAUUUAUGAAAUACCGCGAUAAAUUUCUCGCCUACGGACAAUACUGCGCUAAUCUACAACAUGCAACAUCUAGACUUCAAGAACUGUGCGAUAAUAGCGAGCAUUCGGAUUUUAAUAACGAAGUAGCGAAAUGCGAAAAGAUGGACAACAAUGGUAGAUUCAAGUUACGAGAUGUGCUUUCAGUACCGAUGCAACGCAUACUGAAGUACCAUUUAUUACUGGAGAAACUCAUAGAAAAUACGUCGAAUAAUCAUGAAGAGUAUAUAGCUUUAACACGUACUCGUGAAAUUAUGUUGGAUGUAGCGGGCUACAUCAAUGAAGCGGCUCGUGACAGCGACAACGCCACAGUUAUUAAAAACGUACAACAGUCAAUCGGCGAUUGGGUUACCACAGCCGGUGAUCUUCCUUGCGAGGAGUACGGACGUCUACUCAAAGAUUGUGACCUGCGAAUGAAGUACCACGAAAACAGUCGUCCCAUCAAAAGUCGCUACGUAUUUAUCUUCGAAACAUGCAUUAUCGUAUGUAAGCAGCAAUCGAAGGGUUUCUCCUUCCGUGAAAUCAUACGGUUGCGCGACUUUCACGUGGAAGACGGUCAUCAGCGCCAGACUCUUCAGCGGGAUUUGAAAAUGAUGAAUCAAUUCCAUCUGGUUCGAAACGAUCAGUCGAGCGUUAUUACCGUGUUCGUGCGAACCGAAGAUCUGAAACGCUCGCUAAUGAAAAUAUUGAGAGACGCACUCGAUAACUUGAAACCGGCAGUGGCGCAACGUACCAACCAUCAGUUGGAAUAUACUACUUUUAAGAAACCCACCACUUGUCACUUCUGUUCGAAAUACUUGCGAGGACUGAUCUACCAGGGUUACCGUUGCACUAGCUGUGGCGAUGCUUUCCACAAACAGUGCAUCGCUAACUUAAGACGAUGCAUGGGUCACGCUAGACACUCCCGCAUGCAUGAACAUGUGCCAGCCCCUGGACUAGCACCUUCGCCACCACCUGUACCACCACCCUUGAACGAGGCACACGGUGACGAUCCUCUUCGCCAUCAAUUAUGGUUUGUCGGAGAAAUGGACCGCCAAUUGGCGGAGACAAAGCUGCGUGGUCGCAAGCGUGGCACCUACCUUGUGCGUAUUCGCCCGAAAAGUAGGGAGCAGGACCGUUACGCGCUUUCGCUUAAGACUGAUGGUACAAUGGUAAAGCACAUGAAAAUUAUGUGUACUGAACCUUCGAAUAGCGACUCGGUUAAAUAUUACUUGUCUCCCUCCAAGUACUUUAAUAGCAUAGAGGAAUUAAUAAUCAACUAUCAACAUUAUAGUCUCAGGGAAAACUUUGAGAGACUGGCGGAAGAUACGAUUCUACAUUGGCCAUAUCGUCAACUUGUCGCUAUAGUGAUUGAAAGCUUUAAUUCCGAUGAUGAUCACGAGUUAUCAUUGACUGAAGGCGAAGAGGUCUUUGUCAUCGGACGUGAGGGUUACAGGGAUGGAUGGCUUAAAGGCUAUAACAAAGAUGAUAAGGUCGGAUAUUUUCCUGAACAAAACGUCUCUAUUGAUAGAGAAGCGAUAUAUGAUUGACUGUGAAUGCACAACUAGACUAGUCCUAGAAACGAAUAUUUGAUAGACUUAUCAAUAAUUUAAACACUUCUAUUUACAUCUUUCACGACGAGUAUUUAUAGAUAUGUACUGAAGACAUGAAAUUCACUCUUCUAUAUGUGUAGACAAACAAACAUGAAGAUGACAUGCAAAUUCGGGAUAGGACGAAACUAUAAUAUAUCCGUGCCAUUUUAAAAUUAAAUAGUCACGUUUUCAUUAACAUUAAAUCGUACAACUACUUACUCGCUAGGACAAAAUUAAUAGUAUUACUUUAAUAUAUGAAUAUUAUAUAGGUAUAAUAAAUUGAGGGAAAGAAAUUGAAGCAAUGAUGAUAGUGCCAAAUAUUAAGCUAAUGUAAAUAAAAAGUUCCUUUAGUAAAUUGAUCCCGCUCCGUCUUUGUUUAGUCGGUCGUCCAUUUUUAUCUGACAGGGUUACAGUCAAGCAACGAAUCGAAAAUUCUUAUCGACACAAAAAUAAUUUAUCACUCACAAAAAAGAAUUAUUUAAAAAACUAAUAUAUGUUAUUUAUGUAUCUAGAAAUUUAUAUCCAAAAUUUAUCUUAUUUCUAUGAAGUUUAUAAAUUUGAAUUUCGUUAUAUAUAGCUACUUUUGGAGAAUGUUAUUGAAUAAAGUGGAAUCAAUUUUGCUAAUGUAUGUUAUCUGUUAAGUAUUUAUUGGCAUAAACACUAUUUGUUCAUAAAUAUAUAUAUGAGUGUUCAUUUAUACAGAUAUUUAAAUAAAAUAUUUAAUUAA